This is a messenger RNA of Cetraspora pellucida, 1734 nucleotides long. NCBI's taxonomy places the organism in Eukaryota, Fungi, Glomeromycota, Glomeromycetes, Diversisporales, Gigasporaceae. The record is from the annotation of a GenBank genome assembly.
AUGGCCGCGAAUCUAUUCCCUGAAUUACUUGAUCAAAUCUUUUGUCAUUUCCAGAAUGAUUCAUCAACUUUAUUUACAUGCUCAUUGGUUUCCCGGCGUUGGUGUUCUUCAGCAAUUCCUUGGUUAUGGAAACAAUCAUUUACAAUAUGUAAAAGACAUCAGCGAUACAAAUUAGUUAAAGCAUAUAUUAAUAUGUUGACGCAAGAAUCAAAACUAUCGUUAAUAAACAGUAUAUUGACCCAGGAAGCUCGAAAAGCAAUAGCUGCUCUCGAUCUGGACCUUCCUUCAAGAAGGCCUAUGUUGUUUGAUUAUGCUGCAUUAUUACAACAAUUAGAUUAUUCUAAAAUUUGGAAAGCUUCUAAACACUUUUGGUGGAAUCAAAGGCAUAAUAGUGAUCUUGAUAAUGGUGAAUUCUUGGACAUAACAAAUCUUUCUUAUGAUACCCAAAAUAAGGAUGAUGGCUAUGAAUAUUACACCUUUGGUGAUUUUCCUGGUGCUGCUGCUUCUUAUGCCAGAUUAUUCAAUUCUCCAAAACAUAUAAUAAAAACAAACAUUUCAACUCUUGCUCAUCAGCUCUGGAAUCUUUUAAUGACUCGUUCAAGAAUAACUUGCUUGAAAAUUGAUGCAUUGAAAUUAUAUACUCCUAGAGCUAGAUAUUCUCGUGACAUCGUUUCAUUACCAACUUUUACUCUUGCUGAUACUUAUCUUUCUUCUGUCCGAGAGUUUACUAUCGGUGGUGACUUUAUAAAAGAUAACAUUCUUGAAAUCAUGUCUCAAUUAUGCAAUGAAGUCGAAGAAAUCAAUAUUUUUUCUUGUUCAACUAUACUAGAAGAUAUAGAUUGGGCACCACUAAUUCGUGCGCAAAGGAACCUGAAAUCUCUUAAACUUCGUUCAAUUCGUUAUGACCUCUCUUCCUUGUUUGCUUCCUUAUCUACUCAAACUAGAUCCUUACGUCAUAUCCUAUCUUACUGUGGCGAUUAUCGAAAUAAACCCGCUCUUCAACCCAUUUCUACUGAAAAAGUUUCUUCGAUAGCUCCAUUAAAGACUCUUCAACUAAAUUCUACUUAUCUGUAUAACUCAGACUUAAUAUCUUUCAUAAUAGGUUCCAAUAAAAACUUACAGGAACUAAUUUUAGAUAUAAAUCUAAGUGAUUAUCCAUCCUUAGAUAAUACAAUCGCUGAGAACUGUCCGAAUCUAAGAAAAUUGAAAUCAAAUCUAUUCGGUCCUUACAUUUUAACCAUACUGAAACACUGCCAUAAAAUUGAAUAUAUAAACAUAAAAGGCGCUUAUCAUCGCGGAAGUUCUUUAUUUCAAACUUACCUCGAACCCGGCCAAAUCCUUGAACAGAUAGCCACGACUUCUUCUGAACAGUUGAAAAAGCUUGUGAUUGAUAUUUCAAGUUUAUUCACAAAUGAAGAUUUAUCAAAGUUCUUUGCAAAAUGUUGUGGAGGACUCGAAUAUUUUGGAGGUGGUUGUUAUGGAUACAGAGAACAUGUCGAGGAUGAAAUUAUGAAAUAUGCUAGGAAAUGGAAUGUUGGUGUUGUUGGGAUUAGUUAUGAGAGUCGAAGUUUUGGAACUAUAGGGGGUUCUGUAGGUGGUCUUGGAGGAUUGCUCAAUGCAUGGGGAAAUGGGAUGGGGUUUGAUGGUGAGGAUGGAAGUGAGUUCGGAAAUGAACGACAUGAAAUGAGUGUCUUUAAUUUGCAUGUUAAGUUUGGAAGUAGGAGAAUAGUUUAG